UAGUGUGCUUCUUCUCUUAGUGUUAUGGCAAUAACUAAAAGUCAGGUUGGAUUUUGGUUUUGGUUUAGGAUUUUUUUAGAUAUUUGUUUGUUUACUUUGAUUCUGGUCCAAUUCCCUAAAUGAACUUUCAGGUAAGCAGUUUUUUUAUUAACCAUUGGUAACAGUCCUGGAGAGAUACUGAUUUUAUGGAGGUAUGAGAAGCAGAAUGUAUACUCUGCUUGUGAAGAUGAGUAUAAUCUGCAAGAUUACUUGCUCACACAAGGACUAUUUCCAUGGAUUCAUCAGCCAUUCUUUUCAGAAAAACACAAACUUUGUUUUUGUCUACAGUCUGGACAGACACAUAUUCAAACAGAAAAAAGCUGAAAAUACAGAGUGACAGCCUUAAGAUGCUCAAUGGAGUUAUUUUUAUUUAGGAACAUAGGGUUGCAAAGAACCUCUUGGGUUGUUUUUAAACAAGUCAAAGUCAUAAUCAUAUAAUUCCUGGUAAAUAGACUCUGCUGAAAUCAAAACAAGCUGUUCUUUUUGAGUUAAAUAGCUAACUCAGGGUGCAGAAUGGGACAGCUGUUGACUGGAGAAAAUAGAUUAGAUUAGAAAUAGUGUUUGCAUCCCAAGAGCUGUACAGAAUUUAAGUCUUUAUUUUCCAUGUAUUUAAGAACAAUUUAGGAUUUAGCUGCCUGCCAGAAUGUGGCUGCAGAGCCUACAAUGAUGUGCAAUUCCCAGUGUGGAAAUUUGUGGAAGCAAAAGAGGCUGAAACAAUGUCUUGUUUUUUCAAACAGGAGAAAACCCAAAAAAGAGUACCUCCUUUUCUCCUAACUAGACCAGUCAAUAGAGAGAGGGUUUGCAGCUGUCUUCAUCUUCUGUGCUCAUAUCAAAUACCAUGUCCCAUUUAAAUGUGCUCUACUGUAUAAGUUAAGGUAGCUAGCCAACUUCUGGGAAGGGCUCUGGUCAGUGGUCAGAUGUCAUCCUUGAACCUUCAAGACACACACUCUUUCAAAACCUGUAAAAUAUUUAAUCUUAUGGUCCACUGUCCCACAGAAUAUACAUAUUUUUGUUAGCUAGCUUUUUCCUUCUUCUCUCUUUCUCUUCUGUCUCUGAUAUUCAUACCACACCCUUUUUGUUUUUUCUUUUAUUCAUAGUUCUUUAGUUUGUUUAUUUUUCAUUUCAUUGAAGAUGCAGCAAAGGGAAAAGAAAGCAAGAGAGCAUUAAAACAAGAGGUCAACAUGAAUGUAGCAAGUGCCUAGAAAUAAUAUUUGGUGCAAUCUGAAGAACAAGAAAGACAGAAGAUCUGGCCUAGAGAUGGCCGCAGCCCCAUGUGCCGGGCAGCCCGGCCCCGCGCCGGCCGUGAGGGCCGCAGCCAGGCGCUGUCCCUGAGGCGAGGAGCGCAGCCCCCGCCAUGGCCUCUGCCCGCCGGGCCCGGCACGCCGGCCGUCCCGACGGAGGCUGGGGAUGGAUGAUUGUUGCUGGCUGCUUCCUCGUCACGAUCUGCACCAGGGCAGUGACAAGGUGCAUCUCCAUUUUUUUUGUGGAGUUUCAGGCAUACUUUGGGCAGGAUUAUGCCAGAACUGCUUGGAUCCACUCCAUUGUUGACUGUGCUACGAUGCUUUGUGCCCCGCUUGGGAGUUUAAUCAGUAAUCAUGUAUCCUGCCAAGUUGGUAUCAUGCUAGGAGGGCUGCUUGCAUCUACUGGACUAAUUUUGAGCUCAUUCGCCACCAGUCUGGAACAUCUCUACUUAUCAUUAGGAGUCCUCACAGGGCUUGGGUUUGCACUUUGUUAUUCUCCAGCCAUUGCGAUGGUGGGCAAAUACUUCAACAAAAGGAAAGCGCUGGCGUAUGGAAUAGCCAUGUCAGGAAGUGGAAUUGGUACCUUCAUCCUUGCCCCUGUGGUCCAGCUCUUAAUUGAGCAGUUUUCCUGGCGAGGAGCUUUGCUCAUUCUGGGAGGUUUUGUACUAAACCUCUGUGUCUGUGGUGCCUUGAUGCGGCCUAUUUCUCUUAAGGAGGACUGUAAAACUGCUCCUGAGUUGCUUGAACAGAAUUAUGUCACUGAAACAGAGAAACAAGACUUAAAGCGAAUGUCCAUCUGUUCACCUUUAAUCAAAUUAUGGCCUCAUGAAUGUUUAUGCUACUGUUCAUGGAAGGAAUAUGACUUCUUGCUGAUGCCAGGCUUCAUGGUGCUGGCAGUGUCAAUUUUAUUUAUGGCAUAUGGCUGCAGCCCUCUUUUUGUCUACCUAGUGCCUUAUGCUUUGAGUGUGGGAGUGAGUCAUCACCAGGCUGCCUUCCUCAUGUCCAUACUUGGUGUCAUAGACAUCAUUGGUAAUAUCACCUUUGGAUGGCUCACAGAUAGAAGGUGCCUGAAGAAACAUCGGUACUUUUGCUACCUCUUUGCUGUGGGAAUGGAUGGCCUUUCUUGUCUUUUCCUGCCAGUUCUCCAAAGCUUCCCCUUGCUUGUGCCUUUCUCAUUUACCUUUGGCUACUUUGAUGGAGCCUAUGUAACGCUGAUCCCUGUUGUGACAGCAGAUGCAGUGGGAACUCCUUUGUUAUCAUCAGCACUGGGUGUUGUGUAUUUUCUUCAUGCCAUACCAUAUCUAGUGAGCCCACCUGUGGCAGGUUGGCUUGUGGACACAACUGGCAGCUAUACUGCAUCAUUUCUCCUGUGUGGAUUUUCUAUGAUAUUUAGCUCAGCGCUAUUGUGCUUUGCAAGACUAGCAAAGAAAAUCAAAAGAACACAUUUGCCAUCCCUCACUGGUAACACAGCCUUGAAACAGCGCAUCUGGACAAACGGAACAAUAGCUUAUUCUGUCACAGCAGAAUUAGACCAAAGGGAUGUUGAAUUUUUGGCUGUGGAUACAAACAGCUUCAGCAACAGGUGACAAGUGCUGUUGAGAUUCAGUAGGGCACAACCUGAGACAGACGUGGCUCAGUGGUGUUACACUGUUGAAGAUACUUCUCCUGUGAAACAAGACCUCUCUCAAUUAGAUUGUUCUGUUGUGUUUUAGUUGGCUUAAAUCUACAUAGAGCAACAGUAAUACCAAGUUAAUGCAGUAAUAGAAGAAUGCUAGACUGAAAAUAGAGUUUGUAGAUACAAGUGUUCACAGAUUUAUUUGAAAUGCAAUGUUGACUCCACAGGGAUCAGUCACCAAAACUGAACAAUAACAUUUACAUUUAAAAAUACUAUUAAUGACCCAAGCUUUUUCAAUUUAUGGUCUAGUAUGUUUCAAUGGACUAAUUACACACACCAUGAAAAAAAUCUCUGAAUUUAUCAGUCUGCAUGAAACUCUUUGUAAAUGAGUGUUUCAAAUGCCAAAGUCAUCUGUUUGGUUUGCUUUUGUUUUGGUUUUGGUUGUUGUUUUUUUUUUUUAAGAAAAUCUGGCAGGAAACUGAUUUUUGCUGAAAGUAUCUCUGGAGCAGCUUUAAUUUUUACAACAUGCCUGAACUUUGUACAUACAUUUCAAUUUAUUUUCAAAUACGGUUUUAGACCUGCUUUUCCACACACUCUAUAGCAAGUUUUAUUUAUUUUUUUUUUCUUCUGGAUACCUUUAAAAUGUGAACUUGUAAACAUUGACAUUCUGGGUAUAAUCUUUCAGCUGAUCCUUGUCUUGGAGGGUGGAAAAUGUGCUAUGGUGGCUCUACUUAUCUGAAGAGGAGUAAAUUUGUACCAUGGGACCAGGCAUGCUGAUAGAAAAAUGUGCUUUAACUGCAUUGGUUGGAAGAAGCCCAAAGGCAGCCCAACCACAGAGCCUCUUCCUCUUGUAAAAUCAGCACCUAUUAGAGAGCUUUAGAGUCCGUGCAACCAGAUGGCUGAGAGAUUGCCCACCCCACUGGCUGAUAAUGGAGAGGAUGUUGGCAGAAUUGUUCCUGUGUAUUGCAGUGGCAAGUCUGUCUCUUUUCAGACCCAGAAACUGCAUCUUCAGGUGGUGCCAAUUGCUCAUUUGUACCAUCUGAAGAGCUGUCAGGUCACUUUUCCUUGAUGGCCAGAACACAAGAGCUGUGACUUGCUGGCAGUUUCCUGCUGCUUGUAUGAGGUAUAUACUCCAGUUGGCUGCUUCACAGGAGCUAGGGAGUGAAUGUAGCUCAUGGAGUAACUUACUGAUGUGAUGGUCUAAAAAAUACUGUGAUUUUCUACAUUUCCAGAGUGAACACAUUGUCAGCAAUGGAAAACCUCACAUUCCACAAUACAAAUAGUUUCAGUGUUUUAAUGCUGUAUCAAGCCAUAUUCUGUUCAUUAACAAAUUGAUCAGAGUCCAAAUAAUUUUCACUUACACUGAACUAGUAGUUUUGUUAGUCUGCAGUAUGUUCAAUGGCUGCUCGUGGUGUCCUUUUCCACUCUGUGCCUUGGAAGUGAAAGCAACAUAGACUGAUGUUUAUCAAUUUGAUUUAGACCAAGAGUACAGCCAUAGGAGUGUAAUGUAUUUAUAUAUACACACACACACAUAUAUAUGAAUAACAUGUGUAUCAAGUAGUUUUGUUUUCCAAGUGUAUUUCAAAUACAACAUAUUCAAAUCAUUUGUGUUUAAAUUAAGCCUUUCUUGCUGUCCUGCUUCAGGAAUGUAGUCAGAGCCAGUAGCAUGAUCUAUGAGCACAGACCACAGAAUAAACAAGAGCAGUGCAAUCUUCUUAAAGCCAAUGACAUAACUUUUCUUCAGCUCAGCAUGAAAACUGACUCUUGGGCCCCAGUUUAGUUUUAACAUAUAUUCAUAAAAAACCCCAAAAAUUAUCCAUGGGUGUUUCUUAAUGAGUUAGGAAAAAUAUGCGCAUUUGGAAAAAAACUAAUUUGUUUUAUUAAUUAUUACUGAUGAAGAUAAUGUUUUAGAUCUUAAUACAAUAUUUUAAUAUUUUAAAAAGUAGGGAAUAGUGGGGUCAAUCAAAACUACAUUUUUUUUGUAACAGGUUAUAAAUUACCACUGUAAAUAAAUUUACAAAAAUUUAAUUACUUUGUUUAUCACAUCACAACAAAUCAUGGAACUGCAUAUUGUAAAAGCCUGUUGGAAUAAUGUCAUAUGCAUUUUUAUCAUAGUAAAUUAUACUGUGUAAUACGUUAUUAGCAUUUUCUUAUUAUUUCAAGAUUUUUUUUCAUAUGCUUUUCCCUUUGUUUUUUAAGCACUACUUAUUGUUUUAAAUAUCUUAUUUAGCAGCAAACAUUCAACUGUUUUUAUCCACAGACCUUUUGUAGAAAAUGGUAAAAUUCUUUCAGGGCUUUCCAAUAGUAUUUCUGCUCUGACUUAAGUCAAUGGAGAAAAGCUUAUAUACUGCAAUAAAGACUUUUGUGCAUAAAGCACACUGUGAAAUAUCAGUCCUGUCAUGAAUGCUCCCACUAAGAAACAGAAGGAAAGAAGCAUAGCAGGAAAUGACCUGGAAGUGGAAGAAAUGGGGACACAAUCCAGGCUGGUGCAGCCUCAGGCCAAACUUCUAGCUCCUGCUCCACAGAACCCAGGCUGAACAGAUCACCUUCAUCCUGCCAUGUGAAAUAUUUCAGGCAAUGCAUUACAGAAAUCUCUGGCUCACAAUAGUUUAAAAGAAUGAUUUAUGAUAUCGGCAAUAUUUUUUUUCAGAGAUGAUAAUAUUCAGGCUGUCCUCCAUAGAGGACAUUUCCUGGCAUGGCUUAGUAUGGGAAUAAAUCAAGAUACCUGAGCUAGCUGUGAACAACUUGCUAGAUGACCACUGCAUGUUUGAGGAUUUAGGGAUCUUUUCCACCCUUAACAAUCCUGUAAUUCUAUGUUCCUACCAGCCCUGAUGGACACAAGCAUUGAUGGAUAUGAGCUCGGCUGGAGCACUGCACUGCUGAGCCUGUCUGGUUCCUCAGGACAGCGUGGUGGGACUUGGCUUGGGGUAACAUCUGUCCAACACAGAUUCUACCUCAGAUAGAUCCUACCUGGGAUUAUGCUCUGUUCUGUGCAGUGGAUGGAAGUUCAGUGUAAGUAAGUGAAACUGCUCACAGCUGCUUUAGUUAUCCCAUGUGUCUCCAUUCCAUGAGGUUUGAAAUGGGAAAAAAUUAAUUAUUUUGAAAUUAUUUAUAUUCCAGUGAUAAUCUGGAACAUUUAAUAAAUUGUACCUUGGAAAGUAGUGUGAAAACAACAUUGGAAAAGUCAAGUACCUUCUGUUGAAAAAUGACUCUUUUUUUAGAAAAAAAUAUUCCUGAAACAUUCCUUUCAGCUUGGAUAAUAAUUUAUCUCCUGAAAGACAAAGGCUGUGUUACUAUAUGGUGAAUGUAUUUUAUAUUGCCAAAUGUUGUUGCUUUGUAUAGUGUUACAAAUUUAUGUGAGAAGGAAGAGCUUGUUUAACUUACACUGUAAUACUACUUCAUGGUCAGCAUAGCAAAGUCCUUAGUGGGGUUUGCCUCAAUAAAUAAUACCUUCUUCUUAGUGAUUA
Molecule: messenger RNA, 6362 nt
Organism: Haemorhous mexicanus (house finch)
Lineage: Eukaryota; Metazoa; Chordata; Aves; Passeriformes; Fringillidae
Gene: SLC16A12
Product: solute carrier family 16 member 12
Exons: 7
Coding region: 1394-2866 (490 amino acids)
Biological process (GO): transmembrane transport; monocarboxylic acid transport
Molecular function (GO): monocarboxylic acid transmembrane transporter activity
Source: RefSeq, a predicted model, not a curated record